GCCGGGGGCCGUCCUACCCCCCUCGCCUUCCACCCCCUCGGCUCCAGCCGCUCCGCAGAAGGAGCGGGGCUGGCUGGCGCGCUCGCUCGCUCCCUCUCUCUCUAGCUCUCAAACACACGCACCAGGCUCUCCCUCGCUCGCCCAUGCAGACAGCAGCCGGAGCGGCGGAAGAUGGCUGACUCCACAGGGCAUCACCCACCCUCCAGCCCGCCUGCAUCUCCGACCCUCCCCGCGCCGCUCUCGCCUCCGACCCUCCCUCACCCCAGCUUCCACCGCUGAGCCAGCGACCCCCGCCCAGCCCCGCCGCCCUCCCCACUUCUGCUUCCCAGCCCCCCCACGACACCAGCAGCCAUUUCAUCUCCACCAGCCAGACACAAAAAAUGGCAGAAAUGGAGAAAGAAGGGAGACCUCCCGAAAAUAAAAGAAGCAGGAAGCCGGCUCACCCGGUGAAAAGGGAAAUCAACGAGGAGAUGAAGAACUUUGCAGAAAACACUAUGAAUGAGCUCCUUGGCUGGUAUGGUUAUGAUAAGGUUGAAUUGAAAGAUGGAGAAGAUAUUGAAUUCAGGAGCUACUCUGCAGAUGGGGAGAGCCGGCAGCACAUUUCUGUUCUCAAAGAAAAUUCUUUGCCAAAACCAAAAUUACCUGAGGACAGUGUUAUUUCACCAUACAAUAUAAACACAAACUAUCCAGGGCUUGCCACAGGAAAUGGACUUUCAGACUCACCAGCAGGGUCAAAGGAUCAUGGGAAUGUACCCAUUAUUGUACCAUUAAUUCCACCACCUUUCAUAAAGCCACCAGCAGAAGAUGAUGUGUCAAAUGUACAAAUAAUGUGUGCCUGGUGCCAGAAAGUGGGAAUCAAACGCUAUUCCCUGAGUAUGGGAAGUGAAGUGAAAUGCUUCUGCAGUGAGAAGUGCUUUGCAGCUUGCCGAAGAGCAUACUUCAAGAGAAACAAGGCUAGAGAUGAAGAUGGACAUGCUGAAAAUUUUCCCCAGCAGCACUAUGCUAAGGAAACUCCAAGGCUUGCCUUCAAGAAUAACUGCGAACUACUUGUAAGAAUAACAUACUUACAACAAGUCUAGAUUGUUACUUUAGCACAGUGAAAAUAGUUUUUUGAAAGGCUUUUGUUCAUGAUUACAUACGUUAUGAAAUAUUACAGCUUUUUUUUCCUGUUUAGAGUUCUAAUGCUAGUUCUGAUAUCAUUGAACAAUUUUAACAUCUCAAAUUGUUUGCAAAUCUUUUAUAUCUGAUUAUAGAACUUGAAUGGCCUUGUCUUACUAUCUUGUCUUGUACAGUAGUUCAUAAGGAGCCAUGAAGGGAAUGGCUAGUAAAGCAUAAGGAAAAAAACAAAACAAAACCAACCCCUGCCCCCUCCACAGGCCUCACAAACUGUAAAAGACGCCUCCCCGCCCUCCUGCCCCAAUCUUAGCUCUACAUUGUUCUCAGACACUAUUGUAAUAUUUUGUUCUGCUAGGAAACACAGCAGAUCUGACACGCAGUACUCCCUUUAGAAUUCAACUAUUCCUCUAUUUUUUAGUGAAAUGUAGUCAGGCGCUUUCCCCCUCUUCUCUUUUGUGGGGAAGGAGUGAAAGCCAGCGAAGUACUGACAAGGAGCCUGGAAUGUUUACAAGCCGUAAGAGAGAUGAUAUCAGCUGUGAAAGGAUCUGUGUUCCAAGGCAGGGUUAAUUUGCUGUUCAUUUUAGCAUUUGCAACUAGGCAAGAUUAAAAACAAGCAGGAAUGCCUAUUAUAUUUCUAUUAAAUGAAUCUGUUGGGACCUAAUAUUCUUGAUUAGCUUGUGAAAAUGAGUGCUGCACAAUGAAUUUUUCUCUUUACCUAAAGUAAACAGAGAAUGAAUUGUCAUUUAUUUAAAAAGAGAUUCACACAUUGCCAUUGAAAAUGGAGCUUUUGAUGAGUUUAUAGACCUUUUCCCUACAUUUCCUUUUCUUCCCAGCACCAGUAAGUAAAUACCUCAUUUGGCUAAGUGGAAGUAUUUGGGGAAAAUGAGAACACUCAGUUUUAUUUUGAAGCAACUUACAGACUUUUUUCUAAUUAUAAGUAUAUUAAAAAAAAGGGGCGGUGGUGGGGGGAAAUACUGGCUGCAACUCCUCUGCCUCAGCAAAUCCCCUCUACAGAAGAAGUAGGACUGGAGAAUGCUCUCAGUUCCAGAUGUGCAACCCCCAAGUAAGUUAGUCAGUUACGCUCAUGUAACUAAGUGCAAAAAUUGGUCCCUGGGAUCUCACUCUCAUAUCAGUGGUUUAAAAAUAAAAGGCUGGAUUCUGCAGUCCAGCUGAGCUGUGCUUGGCACAGGACAGGGGAAAUGGGGAACAAAGGUGGCUUUCUAUCACCUUUGUUUGCUUCCUAAUCUUAGGAUCAGCCUAGGAUCCGUUUAGUAUCCGGCAUAAACUAAAGCAGUGAAAGCCACCCAAGGGGUCAUUCCAAUAACUGAACAGCCAAAACACAGAGACACACUGGCCAUGCCCCUAUUCCCUGGGAAUGCCCCCUACAACAGGUACAGGACAGGGACUGUCUUAGAGCCACAGUGGUACCAAUGUGUCACCCAAGGAUACCCUUUACUAAGGAAAUCUCUACUAGCUGGUUAAGAUGUUUUCCAGCUGCUUUGUGCCACUUGUGUUACCCAGAAGGGCAAGACUCAUCCAUAAUGGAACGCCACUUGAACUAAAAGGUGUUACAUCAGGCAUGAAUCUGGGCCUCAAGAACUGAUCUUGCUCCCACUGUAAUCAAUUGUAAAGUUCCUAUUGAUCAAUUGGAGCAAGGUUAAGACCUUAGUGGCCAAAGAGUAGGAAAAUUGAGCCAAAUUUAUAAUUAUUCCCCUAAUAUAUAUAUUUACUAAAUAAAAAGAGUUUCAUUCUUUAAUGACCACAACCAAUUACAAGAGCGCUAGUUUCCUCAGGCCUGAUACUGUGCAUUCCCAGCAUGUGCAAAACUCCUACUGAAGUCAUCAGGAGUUUUGAGUGUAUCAGGAAUGCUGGAUAGAGUGUGACACAAUACACUAACGCUGUCUGAUCCAUGAAAUAAUUCAGUUAUUAAUCCAAAUGUAACUUUGCUUUUCUUUUAAAGUAGAUGAAUGGAACAAUUAAUGCCCACUCCAAGCAUUGUUUUAAUGUACAGUUACAUUUCCCCCAUCAAUCUGUGUUUAAAAUAUUGUACUAUUACGUAAGUCUUGCCAUACUCACCUAAAGCUCUGAGUCAUCCAACCUAGUAUUUUGUCCUCAGUGUGUUUUUUGGACAGGUUUCAAUUCUUUUUUAAGGAAGUAAUAAAAGUAAUUUGUCAUAGUUUUACUUUUCCGAUGCUGUUGGAAAAAAAGAAUUGGCAGAGAUGCUGCCUGGAGUCAAUCUGCACUGAAAGAAAGAGGACAAAAAUUAUGAAUAUGCACUUCUGCUAUCAUUAAGAUAUACUUAGACAGUACCUCUCUUUGAAAAUAUGUUGAUACUAGCCUUUGGAGAUGGUGGAUACUAUGACUUUUAGAUAGGAUGCUAAAUGUUUUAUAGUCAGGCAGUCAUUUUAUUUAUAUAUUUCCAUUGAGUCUAUGUUGUGUUAAAAUGCAGUUGAAAACAAAUAUAUUGAAAGUUAAGGGAGGGUAGUGUCUCUGUCUGAAGUGCUUGUCAAUAUUUCUGUGUCAUUGUGGGCAAUUUUCUGCUGGAUAAGAGGAAAAAAAUAGAAAGAAAGUAGAAGGAAAAAACAAAAACAAAAUGACAGGAAGAUUGUUUCCCAAUGGAAAAAGCGUAACCAGUCAUUAACAGUGAGAGGCAGAUGUUGGUUUCUUGCUUUUUGUAAAACAAUGAAGAGUUAAGACUUCAAAUGAAAGAGGAAUUGAAACUUGUUUAUUCAUUUGAGAAUCAAGAAAUCCUUGGAGUUUUCUUAGUGCCAUUUAGAGUAAGUUUUAUAAUAGCCUGUCAGAUGGAAUUGGAAGCUCAGGCUCAAAAGUGCUUUCUUAGCUUUAGGGUUCAUCUGCCAUUUUCCAGUAUGGUUUGUUGCAGCACGUACAGUCCCUACUGUUUGGGAAAUGCUUCUGCUCCGAGGGUGCUGCCAGGAUGG
Messenger RNA from Chelonoidis abingdonii (Abingdon island giant tortoise), 4055 nucleotides. NCBI's taxonomy places the organism in Eukaryota, Metazoa, Chordata, Testudines, Testudinidae. The record is from RefSeq and is a predicted model, not a curated record.